AUGGAUAUCAUUAUUGAAACAGAUGUAAUGAAUAAAGCACGUAUGAAUAUUGGUGUAUUCGAAAUCCAGUGAUUGACUGUAAUGGUUGAUAAUCUAGAUAACAGAUAAUAGAACAGCAAGAAUGGAUGACAAAAUAGCAACUGAUGAUGGGUCUCCGCGAAGUGCAGCUGCUUCGAAAGUUUCGAUAGCUUGA
Messenger RNA from Debaryomyces tyrocola, 193 nucleotides. The record is from the annotation of a GenBank genome assembly. Lineage: Eukaryota; Fungi; Ascomycota; Pichiomycetes; Serinales; Debaryomycetaceae.